Messenger RNA from Caenorhabditis remanei, 2274 nucleotides. RefSeq lists its product as uncharacterized. Gene Ontology annotation, biological process: innate immune response. The transcript is spliced from 8 exons. The record is from RefSeq and is a predicted model, not a curated record. Gene Ontology annotation, molecular function: protein binding. Bases 1 to 2274 code for a protein of 757 amino acids. Lineage: Eukaryota; Metazoa; Nematoda; Chromadorea; Rhabditida; Rhabditidae.
AUGGACAAUGUCACCGAGAGAGAUCCAUUGGCUACUCGUAUACGUGUUCUCGAAGAAUUCGGAAAAAUAAUAACACAAAUCGCAACAAAUCCAGAGUUAUGGAGAAAAUUGAGUUUCGAAGCUCACAAAGAGUUGUGUAAAGAGCUGGGAGAAGACUUCAUGGACUAUCCGGAGUUUGAAUUCUGGUUUUCAAGAUUUCUUCAAGGAAAUUUCAAUUUGGAUUAUCAUAGAAGUUCCGAUCCGAAAGCCCGCUCAUUCCUCGACUUGCCAUGGGAUACUUUUGAAAAAGUUGGCGAAUACUUGAGGUUAUAUGACAGAUUGGAACUCCGAAAUGUGUGCAAGGAUGUUCGAGCUCGAGUCGAUAACUGGGAUCCAAAAGUAGCCAAGAUUUGUUAUUACACUGUGAAGGUAUGGUCUAUUGAUCACAAGUCAAGACGCGAAUCCUAUUUUUCACAAACUAUGGAAAUACAUGACAGAUUCAAUAAUAGUAAUCCCAUGUCUUUCGUGAUGAAUGUGCUGAAACACCCAAAACUUCAAUUGGAGGAAUUGACUAUUUAUAGAGAAGAUCAGGAUUGGAAGAAAUUGAUUAAACGAUUGGACAAAUCGAAUCAAAAACUUCAUGUGAAGAAGGUCGAUUUCGCACAUUUUUACCGUUCAUCAAAAAUUGAUCUACACUUUAUGAUUCCCGGAGUACUCGAAGAGAUCAAAAUAUUGUUUUUGUAUCCAAAACGCAAUGAAUUGUCUGAAAUUAUUGAAUCGGAGCAAUGUCAAGCAUCUCGAAUGUUGCAUAUUCAAAGUGGCACCUGCCCUUCGGAAUUUCCAUUGGAUGUUCUAUACAAUUGUCCUCGAUUCACUUUGCGACUCGAAGGAAAACAUGAAGAUGUUUAUAAACCAAACUUCCUCAAGACACUCAUGAAUAAAGGUGUAGUACAAAAAUGCGUUAUCUACAUGCUCGAGCCGUCAGAUAUUACCUUCAGUCCAAGUGAAAUCUUGAAGUAUUUCAAUGAACCGGAAGCCAUGGUUCAGGACAUCCCGUCGCUUCGUCGUUAUCCGAUUCCAGGAACCAACGAAUUCUACGAACUAGAAUAUCGAGAAGAAGUCAAAUCUCGAAAGGGACCCGGCUUUCGAGAGAAUCUUGUCCGCCUCGAAAGAAAACAUAAACCUCACGAAAUGGCGGAGAGAGAUCAAGUGGUUACUCGUAGACGAAUUCUCGAAGAAUUCGGAAAAGUACAGAUGCAAAUCGCAGCAAAACCGGAACUGUGGAGAAAAUUGAGUUUCGAAGCUCACAGAGAGUUGUGUAAAGUGGUAAAGUGGUGGAACUUCAUUAACUAUCCGGAAUUCGAAUUCUGGUUCUUGAGAUUUGUUCAAGGAAAUUUUGAUUUGGAUUAUGAUAGAAGUUCCGAUCCAAAAGUCCGCCCGCUCUCCGAUUUACCACAAGACGUUUUCGAAAAAAUUGGUGAAACCUUGGAGUUACAUGACAGAUUCCAACUCCGUAAUGUGUGCAAGGAUUUUCGAAUUCAAGUCGAUAACUGGGAUCCGAAAGUGACUAAGAUUUACUAUAGCAGUGCGAAUGAUUGGAGAAUUUGGCAGACAUCGAGACCCGCACUUUACUGUGCGGACAAUUUUGGACUAAAUGAAAAUAACAGAUUCCGUCCUGGUUUUCACCGAUAUCCUAUUUCUUUCGUGAUGAGUGUGCUGAAACAUCCGAAACUCCAAUUAGAGAAAAUGACGAUUGACCUACAAGGAAUUAUGUGGAAGAAAUUGGUUAAACGACUGGACGCAUCAAAUCGGAAACUUCAUGUAAAGAAUGUGGAAUUUCAAAACCGUCAACGUCGAGCGAAUAUCGAUUUGCGCUUUAUGAUCCCCGGAGUUCUUGAAGAGAUUAAAAUGUUCCUCGUGGAUCCAACACGCGAAGACAUUACUGAAAUUGUUAAAUCGGAGCAAUGUCAGGCUGCGAAACUGGUGUAUAUUGAGAGUCCGAUAAUCUUUUCACAAUUUCCAUCGGAUGUUCUAUACAAUUGCCCAAGAUUCACUCUGAAAUUCGGAGGAUCACCUGCAUACCGUUUAAAAGCGAAAUUUCUCAAGAAACUCAUGAAAGAAGGCAAAGUUCAAAAAUGUGUUAUUUACGCUCACUGCCAAAUCUUGAAGCAUUUCAAUGAACCGGAGGCAAUGGUUCCGAACUUCCCGUCGCUCCGUCGUUAUCCGAUUCCUGGAACCAAUGAUUUCUACGAAAUCGAAUAUCAAGAGAAGUCUAUUCGUCUCGAAAGAAAAUAA